CUCGAGUUUCUUUUUGUAGUAAAUGAAAGGAGGAGGUGACACGUGACAGUGUGCGUGCAGAUGCAAAAGAGAGCUGUUGCACCUGUAAGUCGUGUCUGCAAUCAUUUCCUUGCUUGUGACCAAAGUGAUGAACAAAUACUAAACCAAGCUGAGUACUUACCAUGUGUUUUUACUCGAGCUUGAGCUGUAGCAGCUUUUGCAUUUUUCUUCUCAGAGUUGAAACAUGAUGAAGAAACGGAGCAGUACUUAGCUUGUGAACCGCUACCAGAUGUCGAGUUUGAAGGACCUUCCCUCCCUGAACGCGCCUGGUCGGCGGCGGUCGGGUUUUGAUUUGGAUCCGAGUAUUUUUGACACUGACGAGCCAAAAUCCAGUGCUGCCGGAAACAAGAAAUCAAGGGACCCGCUGGGAGGAGGUACUUCCUUACAGAAGAUACAUGAAGAUUGAUUAUGAUGCAUGGUCUAAUUUGCUUCUCGCGUUACUACUACUAGGCUUCUUUAUGCAUUCCAUUUUUGUCUCCUAGAUUAGAAGUGGUGUCAGCACAUACUUGAAUGAAUGAAUUAUCUACAGGUGAUGCUUUGGACAAUUUUCUGCCUUUCGGCGAGCGCCCCCCGACCGCGGAAGAGGAGGAGCUGGAGGCGGAACUGGCCCGGCAGAACGAAAUUUUGAAGGGCGAGCUGAACCGGAAGGAACAGGAGACUCUACUCACGGACACCACGCUGCUGAGCCGCAAAAACGCCAGCACGAUCGUGGACGGCGUGGUGAGCCCCGACAUUCUGGACUCCACCGGGAUCCUAGGCAACAAUCGCACGCUGCCGCAAGACGAGGACACGGAGAUUGACGACAUUCUCGGCGACAUUCUAGAGGACGACCAGGAGGCCAAGGCGAAGCUGCUGAAGCGGUCCCAGACCGAGCCGCCGGCGCUGCAGUCUGCGGCCACGAAGCGCAAUAAUAUCGCGGCGAAAGAAGCAGACCUGAUCACCAGCACCUCGGAACGGAGCGCCGCUGUAGUUGCUGUGCCGGGCAGCAGCGCAGCUGCAGGAAGUAGCAGUGCGGGGGGCAUCAACCUGGGGUUCUCGUUGAAGGUACUUAAGGAAAACUGUUACGUAGAGCGAGGAGCUGUGCCUAGCGAUUGCGUUGGAACGCAACUGCAGCAACGCCCGACAAGAAGUACCACACGUAAAUAAAGUCAUUCCAAAUCAAUGCCAGUGACCUCGUGAAAAACUAAAACAGGAGUCUUCCGGCUCUGGCCUCUCCACGGCAAAGGAUGCGGACGCGAAGCAGAAGCAGAAAGAGGCGACGCCGCCGCCCAUGGGCGCGAAGCGGCGCGGUGGGUUCCAGACCAAGCCAAGCCUGGUUUCGGAAGACAGCGACGACGAUUUGUUUCUCCCCAUGGGCCCGAAAGAGGACAAAAAGACGGCAAAUGUCGAGAACAAGGACAAGACCAUAGUACCCACUGCUGCCGAGAGCACGAACAACCAGGCCUUGUUUAGUGCGGCGGAGCUCGGUUUCAGUGAUAGCGACAACAACGGGCCCGAUUCGGUGGUGACCAAAAAAGAUCAGGCGGGACCUCUCUCUGCUUCCGCGCUUGCAGCGGGCAACAAUGCAGCUUCCACGGCCUCGACGACCGGGCCGCGAACGAGAAGGAACCUCGGCCUGCGGCUGAAUUUCGACAACCCGGCUCCGAGCGGCACGAAGAACACCACGGACAGCAGCGGGACUGGGUCCGGUACAAUAACCGGAGCCGCCGGCGCGGCGAAUAAACAAGCAGACACGUCGAGCUCGUCGAAGCAGGACACUUACGACGAGGACGACGACCUACCGAUCUUCGGGGCCGCGGUCAACAAAAAGCGCACGCUCGACGACAUGGCGAUACCGAGCCCCAAGAACCAGAAAGUGGUGAAUCCGCAGUUCGCCAGUCUCACUACCAAUUUCAACAACGAGGAAAACAGCGUGCAGUCCGCGCGCGGCGAGUCGCCGUUGCAGAAGGCGCGCGACCUGCAGAGCUCCAAGGAGGCCGACAUAUUCGCCCCGGGAGACGAUUUCUUGAAGAAGCCGCCCCGGCGACCGCGCGGGGAGCAGGUCGGCGGGAGUCUGCUGAACUUUCAGACCCGAACAAAUUAUCCCGCACAGGCGGGAGGUGGACAAUCGAAUACCGCGACCUCGAGCGGGAACGAAGGCGGAUCCGCGCAGUCGCAUACGACCACGCCAGGAGCUGCUGCUGGCGUCGUGAAUUUGCAGCAAAUGCCGGGGGGCGCCGGAGGUCUUUCAGCGCAGAAUGGUCAGGGUGGGACGAACAACAGUAAUUCGAACUCCAAUAACCUCCUUUCCACUUCCAUGCUUUCCGCCACCACCGUCGCCAACCCGGGCAGCACUGCCAACAGCGUCCGGCCGAGUCGCCGACAGUCCGCGGAACAGGCCGCAGCGCUCGGAAUCGGCAACAACAUUGGCUCCGCGGUUCCGCAGGGAGCGAACCUCGUUGUACAACCUGGUGGCGCACCGGGAACUACAACCCCGAUGGUCAUCCAGGCCGGAGCAACAGCGCAAUUCGGAGGUGCGACAGCGGCUGCUUUGCUUUCCUCGAAUAACCCGCAGACGGCGUUUACGUUGAAGCAAGCGGAGGAAUACGCGCGGAAUUUGGACGAGCAAACGAACACGAUCAAACAACUGAAACUGGACUUGGUGCAGGCCAACGCGGAACUGCAGGAGCAGUCGCUGAAGGCCAAACGGCUGGAGAACGAGAUCACGGAGCAGGAUCUGAAGCAGAAGCAGCAGAAGGAGAAACAAAAAUUGGAACUAGAGUCGGAAAGGGAAAGGUUCGACCUGGAGAAGAAACGGUUAGAGAACGAGCUGGAUCGGGUCAAAACCGUGCACGCCGAGGAGAUUCGGCACCUGCAAGAGUCGAAGCGCAUGCUGACCGAGUCGCUCGACCUGGAAAAGGAGCAGUGUCGUCGCGACGAGCAGCGGAAGGGACGCGAGGAGUGUGAGCGGUUGAAGCGACAGUUUCUGGACGACCAGGGUGAAAACGAAAAAAGGCAUCAGAGGUAUGGAUCUAGGGUUUUUUUGGAGUGCAUAUGCACUAGAAAUGCUGUCGCUGUCGGAUCGUGCUUUACUGUGUCAAAAGAUCCAGAAGGGUCGCCUGUGCGACGUAUGUACUGUGGUACGAAACGCAAUAACCAAUUUACCAAAUUUAAAUUUUGAAUUCAGGCAAGUGCAGAUUAUCCGGGAGUCCACCGAGAAGGAAAUCGAGACGAUCCGGAACUCCGCCAGCUCGGGGGUGCAAAUCAACUCGUUGCUCGAGCGCGUGCACGACACCACGUUCCAGAUGGAUUUGCUGCAAAAGAAGAUCGAGUCGCAACGCUCCGCCGAAGACCAACUGCGCGAACAAGGGCUGGACAACCGGGAAAAAAUGAUCCGCGCCACGGAGAAGCAAUUGCAAGAGCAGUCAAAGGAAGUGGAAACCCAGCGAAAGAAAAUGACCGACCUGAUCAAUCGGAUGGAGGCUGAACUGGCACAGCAGCAAUUACACGCAAACGAACACGCCACGGUGGCCAGUGAAAGGUGCAUAAUAUUAAGACCUAACUUGCUCAUCAUGAUCCACUUUGCCAAUAGGUUGUUGCUAUGUGAAAAAUCGGUCGGUGCGAGGUAUCAAAUGUUUUUACCACAUUGUAUACGGGUAGUACGUUUUGCAAUCUGAAACCUGUGAUGCCAAAUUUACCAACGCAGACUCGAGCGGGAGCACGCUCGUUUGCUGGAGAUGCAGCGGUCCUUGAAGGAGGAGCGGGCCAAACAGUACGAGGAAACGAAGGUAGAGCGGCUGCGGUUGGAGGAGAAGGAAGUGCUGCUGAACCAGAAGCUGCAGCAGCAGACCGAGGAAUUUGAGCAGAAGCAUCGGGCGGUCACUGAGAAGGAAGAGCGGGUGAAAAAGUUGGAAAACGCGAUCGAAAGCUCGAAGCUGAAUUGCGAAAGGAGAAUAAAAGAGUCCGAGGUGCUGAUUUCGUCGGAAAGAAAAAAUUUGCUCCUGGAACUUGAGCGGUUUGAGGAAAAGAAACGGGACUUCGUUUUGAAAGAAGAGCAGUUCAAACAGGCGCAGGGAAAGCUGGAGGGGGAGAAAAUGAAAUUUGAGGAGGACGUCGCGAGAGUCAAGGAGUUGGCUGAAAAGGUAGUUGAAUUAUGCUUCUGGAUUCCGUAGCGUUAGUGGUCCUUGUGGUUGCAGCUGCACAUGAACCAACUGUAACUUUUUUUUCUGCGCGAAAGAGAAUGAAAAAGUUAGUAUGUCGUGCGUAGCAGUUAUAUCAAUUUACAUGAUCAAGCAAGAGGGUUGCACACUCCGACGUCGGGCUGGCUGCCCGAUGUCGACCAGCUUCCGCUGGUUCUCUGUCCUCUAUCUAGAAUCUCCGCUUCGUCCGGGCUUGCCUGGACUCGGCGUUUUUUCAGCUCUUCGGUUCUCGGAGAGUGGAUAGUUUACGGAGGAGUGUCUCGAUGAGAAAGCGAGGCGUACUUGUACGCUUCAGGCCUUCGCUCUGGUUCUGCUUCGCAGUUCCGCCUUGUCGUUUCCGGCAUCGCCGAUCCUUAGCGUGGAUCAUUGCGAUGUACGACAAGGAAAGAGCUCCGGCGGUUCCGUCGCCAUUGAACUGCUCAAGCCAUGAGCAGGACAUAGUAGACGGCGUGCACACUGCCGCGUGCAUGUAGCCCGGCUCAGCCGGGCGCUGGGAUAUCCUUCUGACCGGGGAGGAUGUCUUGGUGGGAAGAUGGCCGAUGCGCGGCUCUUACAGUGCAAAGAGUUCGCGUGCUUCAGCUGUUUUUCAGGCUAUCUGCGGGUGGUGGUUUGAAGAAGUCGAUGACGGCUCGCGGUUCUCGCGAGUCCCACUGCUCGGGGAGUGGAGAGGUGCAGCCGCUGCGAUGCAGUGCCUGCGCCUCUUCACGCCGAAAAAGGCAUACGUCCGGCGGCAGCUUAGCCUAUGGCUGGCGCCGCUUUAUUCGGCAACACGCAACGGUCAACAGCACAGCUGAUUACAGCUGUGGCCUGCCGCUCUGUGUGUCGCGGGCGGUUCGUGCUUUUGCGCUUAGCAUCGUAAGGCGCAAUGUAGCACCACCACCAGACGUCCAAACGGACGCGGGCCGCUCGCCUGUCAUUGAUGAAGCCGCGCGAGCAGGGGCGCCGCGCUUCACUUUGACAGGAAUCCCCUACUGAAGAGCCCCACCGAAGGCCAAGGCUACUGGUAUCCAUUUAGGGCGAUGCCCGAGGUCAGUGACGUUGUCACUGGCCGGGGCCAGAGUAACACACUGUACACGCACAGCAUCACGCUAACGCUGACAAACACCCACGAACAAGGGGCACCCCGCGCCCGCAUACCCCCCUCGCCGAUGGCAGGGGGGCGCCCGAUGGGCUGACUAUUACUAAGCGACUUGCUGUUGCACAGACGCCGGCACAGCCGAUGGCUGUGCCGGUGAGAUGAAGGCUUCGUUCUCCCCACCACACCUCCCAGCACCUGGGCGCGCAACUCCACAGGCACAGCCCCGCAGGCGCGGCGGUUAUGUUGUUGAGUCGCAUGGCUAGGCUGCAAGUAUUCGUUGGUGUGCACCACAUGCGACGUCGAUGAUGUCGCCUGCGGGUGCUGGGUCGGGGUUGGGCGUCCACGACAUUGUUGCUGCAUCUCUUCGGGGUUUGCAAAUACCUUGUCGUAGCCAUUGCGCCGGCGCUUGGUUUUGUCCACGAUGUGGAUGUCUCUGAGUCGCUUGUGCUUUGGUAUCAGGGGUGCUGACUUGGAAGGAGAGCUGAGCGCGUUAGCCUAUCGGCGUCGUUGCUCCGUCCUUCGCCCCUCGACGUCGGUCCGCCGGCGUUGAUUGCCUGCAGGUGAUUAGCGCAGUCGAGGGGUUCAGUGGUUGGUGUGGGGGCGAGGAGCUGUGGUGCAGUUUUAGCAGGUCCUUCUCCUGUUUCGGAUUUCUCUGCUGCUCCACGAGCCAGAGUCGUUCGAUUCAUCCAGCGUACCUGGGGACGCUUGAUUUGCCUUUUUACAUUUGGAGCGCCAAUCCUGGCGUCUCAGACAGGUCGCAGCGCGAUGUGCUGCGUCCGCUAGAUCACAUACCCGCGGGAACUUCCCGGAACUUAGUCACGAUUGGGAGCAAGACCCCGCUGCGUCGCCCGGGUUCCGGGCUCCACGGCGGUGCCCUACCCCGGCGCGUUUCCCACGUGCUCGCUACCUAGCUACAACACAGCCCCGCGCGCCUGGAUCUCUGCACCGACAGAGCCAGGCCGCCCCGUUGAGUCACAUUUGGGGAAGAUGUUCGGUGGGCCAUGUCGUGUUCCACGGCUUGGCCCACCUUCACGUCCGGGGCGUGGCUCUGUGGGGUUUGAGAGCUUGGCUCGCGCGGCUUGCUACUUGUAGCUCGCUGUGCCGGCCGGGUUCUCUUCUUGCUCGCCAGUGUGACCGUCGCAGGGCGUCCCGCGACGAGGACUGCAGCGCGCGUCAGCACUGCCUUCGAUUAUCAUCGUUUCCGCGCGCUUUCGCUCGUUGGGUGAAUUGCGCCAGGAAUGUGAAUUUAUAUAAGCAGCCAAUUGAUUCUCUCUGCCGCACCACCACAGGCCGAGAACCGUCGCAAGCAGGUGGAAAAGAUGUACCUGGAGGGCUGUGAAAUGCGGGAGGAAGCGAAGCAGGUCCACGGGAAGAUCGUGCAGGACCGCGCCCUCCGCGACGGCGAAAUUGGCCGACUGAAGGCCCUGCAGCAAAUGAUAGAGCGGCAACGCUUGGAGCUGGUGCAGGACGCCAGUGUGCGCGUCGCCGGCGGCAAUCCGUCCUCGCUGCAACCCGGGGGCGGCGGCGGGGGUGGUCACGGUCACGCACCCAGCCGGCUGAUGAUGUCCCAACAUCAGCAGAUGACGCCGGGGCUCGUCAUGCAGCAGCACCAGAUGCCGUUCCAUUCCACCGCGGGGUCGCUUUCUGGGGGAGGAGUCAACGGUUUGGCCAACGACCUGCUGUCCAGUCCGCAGCUGCACUUCGGUCCGUUUCCCACCGCAGGGACCUCCUCCAAUGGGGGAGGAGGUGGCUCUUCCUCUAGCACCCACGGGAGAACGAUGAAUCAGGUCGUCCCGCCGAUCAAGAGCGCGCUGCCAAACAGCUCUUCGCAGAAGGAAACGCUGCAGCUCGUUUCCGGCAUCCACCCGCCAUCUUCCGGCCGCAGCCCCGCGGGAAGCUCGGUGCUGGGUGCGCAGAAGCACUUGAUCAGUAUCGCGGAAAACGAGCUGAACAAUGUUGAUCAUGGGGGUGAACAAGUAUCAAGUGCAAAAAUGUCUGGGUCUGGAAGAAUGCAAGCUUGUCAUGCUUGUCGCACAUGACUCUUGAAUUUGUCAUGCACAUUACCCAAGAGCCCCAUUUUUCUGUCAUGCAGAAACGCAGUUUGUCAUCAUGCAGAAUAGGCAACACCUAGAAGCUCCGAAACUUGUCAUGCUGAGCCAGCACUUCUGGCCUCCUCAUGAUACGCCACCCAGCAUCACAAGUUUCCAGACCCAGACACUCUUGCGUUUGAUAACAAGGAGUAGAUCACGACUUCGCGGAAGGAGCAGAACCACGCAUCGACUCGAUGCUUGGCAGUUACAAAAGCACGACCGGAGCUGCAGUAGUUGGUGCGCCGCCCAUGAUGGCCAGCAACGAUGUUGAGGGCGGCCUCAACAACAACCAGACAAUUUCUCCUGAAGAUGUAGAAAUGCAGAUGCCUUUACUCGCAAGUACUAACGCCGGCGCGACCGCGGGAGUUCCGCUUACUGGCUCGUACCAAUUCACGAAAUACCACAACGCUGCGACCGCGGUCUCUUCCUCUUCAUCUGCGGCCGAUACGCUGUACACGAACGCGCUCGGGGCGUACGACAGGACGACGCUGCAGCAGCAGUUGCAGAAAUGGACGUCCACUUCCGAUGACGUGCGCGCGCAGAUGAAACAGGCGAGCAAGCACAUCCUUGGCGUCAGCGCGAAUGGCGGGAUUCUGACCGAUCAACAAAGUGCUUUGGAGCAGGACCGGAACAACCUCAGUCGUUCAAUCGUGCUCGAAACCAGCAGACUUGGGGUCGUGGGGAACAAAACGCCGAUAAGAACGGGGAGUAAAAAUGAGAUCGGAGCAUCAAUCGAAAACAAUAACAAAUCCUUCAUUUCGCUGGACAACGAGGAUGCGGAUGUCGAGCGGGGUCGUGCGUUGUUGAAUUCCGUCGGCGGUGGGGGUCGAAAUGCGAACGACCAAAGUUGGAACUCGUUGCACGACGGAAGCAUGGCAAACUACGCGAAUACCGGGACGGUAUGACGAAGGAUUCAAAAGAACUGAAGGCGCGCUUCUCGCGUCCUGUUUGGACGAAGGAGACGAUCUUUCACCUGUUUGAUGAGCUAUGAGAAGUGAAGAAUGAAACUGACGAGGUGCGAGCGCAAUAUUGUUCUUGAAGUUCUUGAUGGUUCAAGUCAACCCGUUUUUUGGAUCUUGACGUGAUAGAAACUGUGCCGAGCUAUUUGCGAGCUUUUUUUACCGAAGAGUUGAACUGAAAACAGAGCAACCUGUUAGAUGGCCGAGGAUUUUAUUGAAUAAGUUACAGUAUGUGUUAUCACUAUCAGUAGUGCACUCAAAACAAACAGAAGAGCACAAGAAGGAUUCUGAAAUUACUUUCUCUGAGCUCGCAAAGUUCAAUAGACAGAAAUCGUACCUGCUCCUUAAAGACGAAAAUCGCACUCCUCCGCAUCUUCUCCUCUGAGCAGGAUGAUCGAGAACAAUAGCCUGAGGCAAUGGGAUGUGGAGUAUCUGCCUCAUCUGUCAUACUGUUCAGAAUAUAGACGGUUCCACUUCUUAAAAAUACCGUUACC
Molecule: messenger RNA, 8838 nt
Organism: Amoebophrya sp. A120
Lineage: Eukaryota; Dinophyceae; Syndiniales; Amoebophryaceae
Source: the annotation of a GenBank genome assembly